Letharia columbiana is the source of this 348-nucleotide messenger RNA. RefSeq lists its product as uncharacterized. NCBI's taxonomy places the organism in Eukaryota, Fungi, Ascomycota, Lecanoromycetes, Lecanorales, Parmeliaceae. The record is from RefSeq and is a predicted model, not a curated record. The coding region runs from base 1 to 348 and encodes 115 amino acids. The transcript has a single exon.
AUGGAAUCGUCGGAGUUUCAGAGUUUCAGUGAUUCGCCACCAGAUUUUGGUGGCAAAUCACUGAAACUCCGACACUCCGACGAUUCCACGCGGGAAAAAGUUACUCUGAAAACCCCUAAUACAAGUAAAGAUAAGGAUAACGAGAACGAGGACGAGAACGAGAACGAGGACGAGGAUGAGGACGAGAAUAACGAGGACGAGGACGACGCGAAUAAGAACGACGAGGAUAAGAACAACGAGAAUAAGGACGACGAGGAUAAGGACGACGAGGACAACGACGACGUCAUAAGCAGUUACUUAACGCUCUCGACGACGUAUACUCUUAAAUACAGAGCGAGUCCCGCUUAG